AUGACUUUUUGGAGAAAGAUCUCCCCUUCUGGUUCACCCCUCGGAAGACAACCGAUUCUAGUCCGAUCCCCGUCUCUUAAUAGUUUAGGACAGUUCCAGAGUGAUGUGAAUUCUGCCAAUCAAGUCCUUUACGGGGCUUAUGCCCCCACUACAAAGAACAUGGGUAACAUCGGUUCGUAUUUCCGGCCUAGUCCUGGCGGAGUCGUCAUUGCGCAACCUACACCGGUUCACCUGAAUGAUGUCAAUGUCUUCGGAGUUGCUGUUUUAGGAGAGAAAGGAAAAAUAACUGCCUCUGAAAGUAACCGAUGGGAAAUUCUUCAUUCGGGCUCUAGUGAGCUCCCAAAAGAAGACAACUGGCAAAAAUCUGUUGAUGCCAUGCCCGAAGUCUAUGAAAUGCGUAUGAAUUCUCCUGCUGGCUAUGGGAGGAAUAUUGUCACAUCCCCUCUAAAUAUUGUAGACAAUGGAAAUAUAUCCAUAGCAAAGAUAACGAGAGAGAAAAUGUUGAAACGACAGCAAGAAAUAAUGAAAGAAGCUGAAGAAAGAAGAAUGAACAGAGAAAAAGAUUUGGUGGAGCCAAAGAUGCAAGAAGAACAAACAGUCCAAAAUUCUGAAAGGAUACCAUCUUCUAUGGAUGAUCCUUUGCCUAUUUCAAUUGAAGAGCUUAAAGAUUCAUCAUGUACAACUGAAACUACUGUUAAUACACCUAAGCAGGAGAGUCCAAUUUUGCCACCCAAACCUGCAACGCCAUUAAUCAAACAAACACCAGUCAAAACAUCUCCAGUUACUCAUCAAGAAAAAAGAUUAGAAUCUGGCAGAACUAAAGGUUCUGCCAAACCUCUUUCUCGUUCCUCUUCAUUGAAAACUCCUAGUACAAUUCGAAAGUUUGCACAAAAUCAGUCACAUGGGAAAAAUUCACAUUCUUCUAAAUAUAAUUUAGCUGCCAGCUCUUUAGCACUGUUUGAUGAAUCAAGUAAUGAAGCUGCUUCCUACCCUAAUCCAAAUGAAGCUCUGAAGAAAGCAUUAAAGUCACUUUCAACGGAUACUUGGAUGGGAAAAAUUGAAGGUAUUCGCACAAUUCAGAGACUUUCCAAGAAUCAUCCAGAAGUCCUUCAAUCGCAUCUUCAUGCAGUUGUGUUAGCCUUAUUGACUGAAGUAAAAAAUCUUCGUUCAUCUGUCUCAAGAGCUGCUAUUUUAGCUGUCGGUGAUGUAUUCAUCUCCUUGAAAAGGAGUGUUGAACCUGAUCUUGAUCUGAUCACCAGUACUCUUUUAAGCAAAUGUGGGGAAACUGUGGGAUUCAUUAGAGAUGAUAUUGAAAAAGUAAUGAACCAGCUUAUAGAAACUAUCACACCUUCCAAAGCUGCUCUUUCUAUAAUUGCUGGAGGUGCUAGCCAUCGGAAUGGAGCAGUGCGCAAAGUUGCUGCUCAAUCACUUUUAUUGGUGGUAGAUAAAAUGGGUGCUUCACGAAUCCUCACUGCCAAAGAUGUCACCGAACGCUUAUUACCUACAACAGCCCAGUUUUUAAUGGACAACAUGCCUCUCACAAGGUACUAUGGUCGUAGAAUAUAUCAUUUACUUAUGCAGCAUCCUUCAUUUGAUAAAUUACUAUUGCGUUAUGUACAACCUAGUACUUUGCGCAAUAUUAACAGUAUUCUUGACUCCAUCAGGAAAAAGGGCCCUGGAGAAAUGCCCAAAGAAGGUGUAUCAGCAAAACCUAUGAAAACCGAUACAUAUCGUAAUGGGCUUCUAAGUAGGACUAUGUAAAAAUCAUACUAUCCAUUAUCAAAAAAAUGCCCAUUUCCAUCAAGUAACAACUCCAAAUUUGUGAAGAAAUAUUCAUCCUUAGACUGCUGUACUGAAAAUCAUUCCAAUUUGUAAGUUGUGACUGUACUCUCAUCACUUCAGGAACUUACUUAAUGUUCUGUAUAUGGUUAGUGAUUAUUGUAUAAAAAUUGACUGACAAAUUUAUAAUUCAUCACUUUCAUUUGUACCUCAUGUUUACUUCACAAGAUAGAAGAUUUAUAAUUCCUAUGCUGUUGUUUGGUAUUUAUAUGUUAUUUUAGCUAUUUAUGCAUCAUGUUUAUUAUUAGUUCUUGCUUGUAAAGAAUUUAGAAAUUUUUGUGAUAAUGCAUUCUCAAUGCAAGAGGACAAUAACUCAAAGAAUAGCAAAAAAAAAAAAAGCAGUAAUUCAAUUUAAGUUGUAUUUUGAAGUGUUUAUGGUUCUAAUGAAACAUUUGUAGUUUCAUUACUUUUCAAAGUUGAGGGAAUUCCACAUUGUAGGGUAAACGAGGGAUACAGCAGGUUGGGAGCAGUCGAUGGUAAUCUCCCCUGAAUCCUUGGUUUUGACAACUAUUUCCAAUCCUAAUACACUGCUCAAAGUUAGAACAAGCAAAAAAGAAAAGAAAAAGCAAAAAACCACUGCAAGCCAGACUUUCAGGGAAUUUAAAUGGAAAACACAUGUGUAGCUGAAUUCAAUACAACAAAAAAUAUAUGUAUGGGGACUUGAGUCCUGUGGAAUGGUAAAAAAAAUCAUGAAAUGACACUUCAGGACAAUGACGUGAUUACACGAAAUGAUAAAACACAUUGUUUGGAGAUGAUAUAGGAUGUCAUGCGGUUCCCCCAAACUGUUAAGACUGUUCCACACCUGUGCUGCGUGAAGGCGACAACGUAAACAGUAUGAUAUUGGGGAAUGGGGAAUGCUGCUUCACUUGUAAAGAACUGUGAUUUCCCAAAUCUUGAAGAGCAAAAAAGGCAGAAGUCUUGCAGCAAUACAUCGUUUCCCCUUGUCUUAACCAUGCUCAACCGAUUGAGAUUAGGAGAAGCAUACUGGCCACUUUAUAUGCUGUAUUGGUUGGACUUGGAGAAAGUUCUCCACGAGAAGAGCCGUAUGAGGUCUGGUAUUAAGUUGCCUUCACAGAAAGGAACCUCCAACUAUUGCAACGUUUGAGAUGACAUGAGGCUUUUGAAUCUCGUCUGAAUACCAUUGGGCCAUCAAACUGCCACUCUGGAUGAUAUGCAGGUCCGUACAUCCGUCUAAGCUGAUUAAGUCUCAUACCACCUCAUCUGUAAUAUGCUCUUUUUCAAACAUAGAUGGGGUUAUUUUGAGUGCCACUUUCUCCCUGUAGCAAAGCGAAUCUAGUGUCACUCCAUAAACAGAAUCAGGACUUGUCAGAGAGCAGUUGACUCCAAUCACUUUGAAUUUAAGCUUGAUGUUUAGUAGCCCACCUUCUUCAGUUGGCAUAGUGUCUUGCUGUUAACUGGAUACAGACCAUUGGCCAACAUGUGUACCUACCACUGUGAUGAAGCCUAUUGCGCAUUGUUUGGCAUGCAACUUCUUGUCCUUUUGCCAAAUGAAGCCGUUUUUGUAGUCCAGUAGUGUUGCCUGUUCUGUCUCAACAUCUUGUUAAGAGGAUUUAGUGAUCAUCAUUUGCCAUGAUAAUAAGUGAAAGAUUAGUCUUGUAAUGACAGUUCUUGUCUCUCACACAUCAUCCGCUACAGUUCUUGAUGUUUGCCUGGAUUCCAUUCUCCCGAUUAUGUACCAAGCCUUUCUGGUAAAUGUUUUAUCAUUUUCCAGCCACCUUUUCUCUAAACAAAAGCCAAAGAGUUGAAUUUCAUCACUUAGAUAGUGAAAAGAAAGAGGCUUUUGUGAAAUCACAUUUCCUACUGUUCCAUCCUUUCUGGCAACUGAAACGUUGAUUUGCAUAUGAAGUUUGAUUCGUAUGUUUUCUGCCAUGCUUUAAAACAUAGAAGCUUUAUUUGGCAUAAGUUUUCGGAAUAACAAUUUGAGCAAUUUUGUUAAAACCAUGUGCUCUCCUAAUUAUUUUGUCAGUGUAUAAUAAUUUAUAUUGCACAUGUAUUGUAAGACUUAUGACCCCCCCCCCUCAAAGGUAAAUUCUGGUUACUAAACCAGUGGCUUAAACUGUAAUGUAAUGAGGUUUUUCCAUAAUCACUCAGAAUUGUAGAUUGUUAUUUAACCUCAGAUAUAUGAGAUAAAAUGAAUUAAGAUUUUUAAGCAUUGAAAUUUCCUUUCUUCUCUUGGGUAACCAUAUAGUUUUAUUUGAUGAUGAUAAAUGGUCCUCCCUCUUGCAUUGAAGGUGCGAUAAAUGAGAGAACUAUUAAAAUACAUAUUUUGUUGAUUAUUAAAAGUAUAAUGUGAUUGUUAUAGAGAUAAUUUUUGUUGUGAACAAUCAUUCUUCCUUGUACAUACUGAUGAGUAGAGAUUUUUGUUAAGAAAUGAAACCACUUCAUGACUUUUACAUCAUUUUAUCACAUGUUUAAAAUAUUUGAUGUUUCAUUAUACUGGCAUAUGGUACUUGUUUCUGUUUGAAGAAAAUGGUUGCCAAAAUGCAAUGAAUUUUUAUUCUUAUCUAAAAUAAAAUACUUAUCUUCUUAAGGAAAUGAAAUAGAGUGUGGAAUACAUUCACUCUGUUUUAUAUAGGUUCAUUUAAAAAAAAAUAUUUCAUUUUGAAAGCAGACUAUGAAUAUUUUUUUCGUAAAAUUGAUUUUAAUUCCGUCCAGCAACGACUGACUCAGCUUGGAAAAUUAUUUUAUAUUCUAUGAAUUUAACAAACCGUCCAAGAAAAUAAAAAUUCAUAUAUUUUUAAUAUGUUUGUGAUGAGCAAAACCUGUUUUCAUGUCCUAGAAAUAACUGUUUUCAGUGCAAUAAAACACCAACUAAAAUAGCAGCAAUGUCAUUUACAUAACUUUUCACAUAAAAAUGAAACAAAAUUAAGAAAGUAGCAUUUUUGAAACUUAUGGUUUUAUUACAUUAGCAUCAUUUGUAAAAGAGUAAAUUGAAACUUGAUUUUAAAAUUUUUUGUCUAAAUAAUCUUUUAGUUACAGUGUUGUAUAGCACUGAGAAAGGGAAAUCUUUGGCCAACUUUAUCUAGUCAAAGUGUAACACCUAAACUGUUCCAUUUGAAACAGCUAUUUCUUUUGAGUGCAAUAUUUUUCUGUUUUGUUAACGCAUUGUGAGUUAUUUUAUGAAUGGUAAUCUAAAAAUUAUAGCAACUAC
Uloborus diversus is the source of this 5011-nucleotide messenger RNA. RefSeq names its product TOG array regulator of axonemal microtubules protein 1-like. NCBI's taxonomy places the organism in Eukaryota, Metazoa, Arthropoda, Arachnida, Araneae, Uloboridae. Gene Ontology annotation, molecular function: microtubule binding. The record is from RefSeq and is a predicted model, not a curated record. The transcript has 11 exons. Gene Ontology annotation, cellular component: cilium; cytoplasmic microtubule. Bases 1 to 1761 code for a protein of 586 amino acids. Gene Ontology annotation, biological process: microtubule cytoskeleton organization.